Molecule: messenger RNA, 6160 nt
Organism: Pieris rapae (cabbage white)
Lineage: Eukaryota; Metazoa; Arthropoda; Insecta; Lepidoptera; Pieridae
Gene: Unr
Product: cold shock domain-containing protein E1
Exons: 16
Coding region: 566-3202 (878 amino acids)
Molecular function (GO): nucleic acid binding
Source: RefSeq, a predicted model, not a curated record
AUUAUACGAUUUAUAUAUUUCAUAAAUUUCAGGAAAACUUAAUAAGAAAGACUAUUAAUUUGGUUGUUACAAAAUUAAAAUAAUUGUUUUUGUAUGAUAAAGUCAAAAGUACAACUAUGUUGACAUUCAAUAUGGCGGUAUGUCGUCAGUGCUGUGCUGUAUCGUGUUCAACUUUAGAGACUAAGUAAUUAUAUAUAUAUAUGUAAAUAGUAAAAGUUACUCAAAAAGCAACGCUGCAUUGAAUUACAAAUUUGAAAAUAUAAGGCGAUGCAAAUAAGAACUCCGGUCCAGCAAGCAUUGAAGACAUCUGAGGAACAAUAGUAUAUUUCCAGUUUUUAUUGUUUUCAUAGUGUUCUGGUGCAUAAAUUUGUGAUCUUUGUUCUAAAGACUUUGUGUUUUAAGGGACACAAAUUUAAAAAAUGUGAUUUUGUUUUACGAUAUAGUUAGCACUAUUUAACCAUAACACCAUACUUUCUCAGUGAUAUAUUGGGUUAUAACUGAGAUUUGGACUCAUAUAUAUUAUUUAUAAAAUAUACACUUUGAUAUUGUCUUCGGAGAUAUUGGAAUGUCCGGCAAUCCUCAGUGGAAAUUGUUCCAGCCGCCAGAUUCACAUGUAUCUCCGCUGCGGGAUAUUUUAGAUCUCCAGCAUUCUAACAUGCAAUCAAAGCAGGUAUUUCGAAACGGCUCUUUUAGUAGUGAUUUUCCCAGUUCUCCCAGAGAAAACUUUAAUAAUAUGAAUAAGCCAAGUGGUGGGAAUAGAUUUGGCACCGGCUUCAAUAUAGAUACGUGCCCAAUGGGUGAUUCUGUUGGAGUAUUUUCAUCGAGUUCCUCAAACAAUCCCACUCAAUAUGAUUCGGUAAACAACCCACCCAUUAGAGAAACUGGGAUAAUUGAAAAAUUACUUCACUCUUAUGGUUUCAUACAGUGUUGUGAAAGACAAGCUCGUUUGUUCUUCCACUUUAGCCAGUUCAGUGGCAACAUCGAUCAUUUGAAGAUUGGUGAUCCUGUAGAAUUUGAAAUGACUUACGACCGGCGUACUGGAAAGCCAAUUGCUUCUUUUGUUACUAAAAUUGCACCUGAAGUAGUCCUGAGUGAGGCGCGUGUCACAGGCAUCGUCACUACAGAAGUUAAAGGGGAAGGUUCUGGUGAUAAUACUGGAAGAAUAUCCUAUGAAAACCGCGGCGAGUGUUUCUUUUUGCCUUAUACCAAGGAUGAUGUUGAAGGAAAUGUAACAUUAAGAAGUGGUGAUGCUGUGAGUUUUCAAAUUGCAACAAACCAAAGAGGCACCCUGGGUGCUUGCCAUGUCCGAUUUGAGAAUCCUGUACAUCCCGUGAAAUAUCAUGGGGUUGUCUGUUCAAAAAAAGAAAAUUUUGGAUUUAUUGAACGUGCAGAUGUUGUUAAAGAAAUAUUCUUUCAUUAUUCAGAAGCAAAAUUAAAAGAGGAAUUAUCCUUAGGAGAUGAUGUUGAAUUCAUAAUACAAACAAGAAAUGGUAAGGAAGUUGCUUGCAACAUUACCAAACUACCAAGUGGGUCUGUUGUGUUUGAAGAUAUAAAUCCUGAGAUAAUGCGGGGACAAGUACUGAAACCCCUUGAUAGAGGUAACAUGAUGCGUGUACCACAAAAUGAUCCGCUCCCGGGUAGGAUAAAGUACCGUGCAGCAGAUCACUCUGAAACUGAGGUACCAUUUGGUGACAAAGAUCAAUGUGGUGAAUUCACACUUCGGCAUGGUGAUUGGGUCCAAUUCCAAGUGGCAACAGACCGUCGGGAUCAAUUGAAGCGUGCAACAAAUAUCUCGCUUCUGGAUGAGUCUUUUAAUGUGUCCGGAGAACGAAGGGAGCAAGGGCUUGUCUGUUCUUUGCGAGAAGGCUUUGGAUUCAUUCGCUGUGUUGAAAGAGAUCAAACCAUGUCCUUCCAUUUUGCUGAAGUACUGCGUCUAGGUCAAGAGCUGAGCGUUGGUGAUGAGGUAGAAUUUACUGUGGACCCAGUUACAUCUUUCUCUAACAUGAACACCCGUCAAUCAGCUAUCCGUAUUAAACACUUGCCGGCUGGCACUGUAAAGUUUGAGACACUGGUUGAAAAAGGCAUCCGUGGUGUUAUUAGUAAAGAGGCACAAUCAUUUUCCUCAUCAUCCAGCCCAACACGAAAUGCAAGUUCGGAAAAUGGAAUAAUUACUUGCCACAUCAAUAACGUAAAGAAAAACAUACCCUUUGCUGCUAAUAAAUGCGAAGUGAAAAUACUUCCACGUGUGGGUGACAAAGUUAUGUUUGAUAUAUACCAGUCUAAGAGGACCAAAGACCUAGUGGCAAUGUCUGUGCAAAUACAAAGUUUGGGCAUGGCCAAUGGAAGUUCAGCUAAUGGGAACGCUCGUCCCAUCAUGCAAGGGUUCAUCGCAGCUUUGAAGGAUGGCUUUGGGUUUAUAGAAACAGCUGACCACACUAAGGAAAUCUUUUUCCAUUUCAGCAACCUCGAGCGCAAUCCAGACGGCCUUGAGCUCGGUAUGGAAGUUGAAUAUUCGUUGGGAAGGAUCAGCAGCUCUGGUGGUGGCUGUGCUAGUGCCGAGUUUGUUCGUGUCUUGCCCCGAGGUACUAUCCCCAUUGCCAAGCCUUUGGAGGCGACCCUGAAUGGUACUGUUACCCGUACUAUGCGCGCAUUGAACCCGGACCAACCACAAUAUUCCGGUAUGAUCCAAGCUGAGAACGGGACGUCAUAUGAGUUUGGAAUUAUGGGUCUUGCGUGCAAACGCGAGAUUCUUCAAGUCGGCGACCCGGUGACAUUCCAAGCUGACGUCGAGGGACGUGCGACCAACAUUGUGCCCGUUAGAAAGAAACGACGAGCCAUUGUAGACGCUAUCAAGGGUGGUUUCGGUUUCCUGUCAGUGGACGGUGAAGACAACCGGCGUCUGUUCUUCCACAUGUCGGAGGUGCGCGGGAAUCACGCAGACUUGCAACCAGGCGAUUCGGUCGAGUUUGUUAUGUUGACUAAUCCACGCAAUGGCAAAUCGUCUGCUUGCAACGUUGUUAAGACUGGAAGCAAGGGGGCAGUUUCUAAGGCCCGUCCGGAGCGAUUGCUAGCGCGCCUUCGUACAAUUUCGCAAGAGGACGCAUCCACCCCUCGCGUGAUUGUAACGCGGAUGCCACGAGGACCCGAUGGCACCCGGGGCUUUCGCUCAAGGCGUCCUAUCAACGAACAACAUACCGAAUAAAGGCCUGAUCUACAGCUUUUUAUUGCUAUGCAUUGUAGUUAUGCAUUCUAGAUUUGUUUAAAUUCAAGGUAAACUCAAACAACCAUGGCACUCUCCAUCCCUUAUAUGUAUUAUAUAAUAUAAAACAAUCAAAGGGUUUAUGUAACAAUACUUUGUUGCCUACAUUCCAAUUUAAUCAGAAACAAUUCCCUCAGCGUAGAACGGAACGUAAUGUAUUUGUAGUUUGUUCGAAAUUGUUUGUCGCAUUAAAAAAAUUAAAUGUGUGUUCGAGAGUGCCAUUUGUUGUAUAGUUUAUGUAUUCAAGAGAGACUGACUGAUUCUCGGUUUAGCAGCAUUUAGAAAAUUUUAAUUUAUUUAGGUUAUUCCGUUGUCGUAUCAUAGUUGCGAGCAAAUUGCUUAGAUAUGAGCGUAAAACAUAUCAAAUUAACGAAUUUUCUUGCUUCUUUAGUCAUGUGAUUGUAAGAGGUUCUUUUUCGCGAGGACGCGUUGUUCAAAAUUCCGGUUUCACUUUAAUUAAAUAAUUGUAGGCGACACAUAACAACAGGCUUUUAUUACAGUUUAAGCGAUGUACAAAUUCGUGUUAUUGUUAGGUUCUGUGAACGUGGCGAGAAUCGCUUCAUUCGAACAUAUUUACAGAAAUAUAAAAGUAUAUUAUAAUAGUAAUUCGAUAAACUAGAGGGCUCUAUUAAAAAUAUUUAAUACGUAAAGAUGAUUUUGUAUUAGCUUUUCUCAGUUAAAUGAAUAAUGUUAAUCGUGUUUUGGGUUGUCAGUUUCAAUGAUUAGUUAAGUUAAUUUCAACGGUUUCCGUCUUUCGGCUAAUUGUUUUUUGUCCUCCUCAGUAUUAAAUAAUCACAUUUGUAUGGAGGCCAUUUUAAGCCAAGUUUAUCCCAGUUAUACAGUACCACCAAAUAGUAGUAAUAGACGGUGCAAUCAUCGCCCAUGGUUUUGCAAUAUAUUUAAUGUGUAUAUAAAUAUUUUCUACUCACACCUUUUAGUAUUGGUUAAAUUACACAUAGUAAAAUACAAAUCCUAAAAAAUAUUCGUAAGGCGGUAAACUAGUUUUUAGUGGUUCAACCUGUAUUGGCUAACGUUGUCUUUUUGUUAUGAUAUUUAGAUCUCUAUUGGAAAUUUUCCUGUGAUGUAUUGAAAACUUAAUGUGCAAUAAAUAAAGGAUAAAUAUGUCCUCAGGGCACAUAAUCUAGUCUAGUUAUAGCCUUCAUAUGUUAUGUGUCGCAUGAAGGAAACGUUUUGGGGUGAAAUAAUUUGGGCAUUUGUCCGGACGGACGUAGUUGUUCCUGUGUUGUUAGGCAUUUGACUCGACCCGCUUAAUUUAAAAUGUUUAUUGUGAUAUGUGAGCAAUAAUAUGUGUUUGGGGUUGAAUUGUGAUUGCGGUGCUUUCGUCGCGAUUUAUUUUUUUAUAUGAAAUUAUUAUUAACAGCUUUGUAAACAUUUAAUAUUAAAUUUAUUUAUAGCGCUUUACCCUGUUUUUUAGGUGUGAACUGAACACCAAUUAUAGAUUGUACUAUGCCAGUGCCUUUACGUUGUUCCAAAACUAUUAUACAUUUAGAGGCUAAUUUCUAUUGUUAAAGUUGGUUAAGAAUUUCUGGUGUAAGUCGUGACAAGUUUUUUUGUGACACACGCGUACAUAAAUGUCUAUUAUAAAGUCUAGCUGUGAUGCCGCCGACUUUUAUUACAAAAGAUAACCAGUAUUAUUGCCAAACUUUUCCUUUAACUUAGUCUCAUUAUAAAUGCAAUAUUGCAUUUGCAUUUUGUAGAUACAUUUAAAGCGAGCUUGGGUGACAGGAUUUCCUGAUUCAAUCUGUCAGUACGCAUACCCUCAAUAGAGUGACGUGAGUAUAGCAGAGUACAGUGAGAAUAUAACACAUGUGACUGACAUUGGAGUUGGACCAGGUGAAGUCGUGACAUUGCUUAUGUUUAAAAUGUCCCAAUGUUUAUGUAAAGUUUUUAAAGGAAUUUUGAACAAUCGUCGCCGAUUGCCUUAUGCUUCGUGUAUUUUUUUUUAUUUUGCUAUAUUAUACUCUUUUAUAUUUUGUACAGGUGUAUAUUAUCAAGUGACAGAUAGUUUCACACUUAUUUCACUAUAUAUUUAUAUAACUAUAUAACUGAAAUAUAUGUAAUUUUAUUGAACCAAAGUACCGUUUCACUUUUUAAUAUAAACCUAUACAUGCCUGUGUAACCACGUUAUAUUAUGAAAGUGGAUAAUUAAUAUUCGAUGUUGUAGUGUAUUGAUCCCCGGAUCGAUUCGGGUUUAGGUAUUAUUAUGUACUAGUCUUAAAAUUAACAAUUACUUCGGAUAAAUUACCAGAACAGACGAGUGUCUUGUAUGGAGGAUCUGAUUAUGUUAACGCUACACCGCCAAUAGACUUUCUUAGCUUAUAUACCUGUCAAAGUGUGCCGUAUCGUUUUUCGAAAUUACACAAAUUCAAAUAUAAUAAAUGUUAAUCAACAAUAACUAUUUCAUUGCAUAUAUGUAACUAGUUCCUUUCUAAAAUUACGUAGGUUUGGCGGACACGAUAAAAUUAAAAAAACUUAAAUGCCUAAAAGAACCUCUGACUUAAAUAUUGAAUGUUAAAAUUGAUAUUCAGAAUUGCAAAUUUUGGAUACUGAAUUAUAUUUUUUAGUUUAUCCUCUAUGAUAUGACAAAAUAGUUAUGCCAAAAGUUUAUAAAGUGUGUACAAUAAAUAUGUGAUUUAAAUGAACAAAAUGAAAACGAUCACGACCCACUUGAUUGGGGUCAUGGCGUGUUCUUUUGUACCUUAUAUACGUACGGAAAUCUUCUAAAUAGGUAUUUUGUUUAAAUUUUUGUUUGUAUCGUACUGUGUGAUAUAAACUCUUUCAGAACGCAGUAUGAUGUUGUCGAAUAUUAGCUCUCAAACAUGCAACAAAGUACACUAAAUAUAAUAUAUAUAAACUAAUAAACAAUGUGAUUAAAACAUU